Pectinophora gossypiella (pink bollworm) is the source of this 1458-nucleotide messenger RNA. RefSeq lists its product as uncharacterized. The record is from RefSeq and is a predicted model, not a curated record. Lineage: Eukaryota; Metazoa; Arthropoda; Insecta; Lepidoptera; Gelechiidae. Bases 1 to 1458 code for a protein of 485 amino acids. Gene Ontology annotation, molecular function: peptidase inhibitor activity. The transcript is spliced from 4 exons.
AUGCUUCUUAAAACGGUGUUUCUACUGUCCUUUCAAUUUGGAUUUGUGUUUUUGUAUUUGCAUGAAAAACCUGUACCCCAAGUGCUAUGGCCUGAGCCAUGUACCAGGGGACAGAGGAUUUUGAACGAUUGCAAUUGGUGCGUCUGUAGGCAGCAAAAAUAUACAUGUACGGCCCGAGUAUGCUCUGAAGUCGAUAUGUUUGGACAUUUCAACGAUCAGAUACGCGAGUACAUAGUAGGAAUGGAAGGAAAAGGCUCAUGGCGGUCAAACGGGACGGUGUGCCAACCAAAAUCAUUUUAUCAACGAGACGGACUACUCUGCAUCUGUGAUGAGGACGGCAACUGGCCAAACCCAGUCUGCAGAGAUGUAUUCCGCGUUUUACAUGAGGUAGAAAUAACCGACCAAAGUGUAGCGACUGCUGGUGACAAGUGCACCGCGACCAGACUGUAUCUAUACGGGUGUAACGUCUGUAUUUGUCCCUCUUCUGGCGUCAUCGACCCCGAAAUGUGUACGAAAAACAAUUGCUCCGAAAACGACCCAGUCCUCGACAAGGGGGAAACCAAACUUGAUGAAGGUGAGCUCGAAGAGGUAUACGCUACCUGCGUCAUAGGACAAAAGUACGAAAUUGGCUGUGGAUACUGCAUGUGUUUGAAAAACAACCGACUUCUCUGCGACAAAUGUUCUGUCGACGUUACCAGAGUAGGAUCUCAGACUCACUGCUCAAGGAUGGAAGUAAAUACCGCUUUCUUCUUGGAAUGCAACGUCUGUUACUGCAACGAGAGGGGCAUGGUCAUAUGCACUACUAAGAAAUGUCGUAACAUCAAUAAUAAUUACAUAGACAUACCUGUAGAACCUGAAGGCGUCAGGUCGAUCAAAGUGGUAGAGCCCCCGAUAUCCGAAGAAGACUGCGUACCAGGAACAAAGUACAAGGUCGAUUGCAAUACAUGUUACUGUUCUUUGACGUUAGAUGGCAGAAAGGUAUUGUCGUGUACCGUGAAGACUUGUAAAACCUCGAUGAGGAGUAAAAUAGCAUCUUUGAGAUCGGACUGCGUCGCGGACACGGCUUAUGAGGUGAACUGUCUCGAAUGUACUUGCACCGUUGUAGACGGUGUCAAGCGAGAGACGUGUAUGGUAGAUUCGAAGUGUAACCUUCCCGAGAUGAAUAGAGAACCAAGAACAUCGAAUUUCUAUGACUUGCACGGGUAUUGUGAGCCAGCGCACAUUUACUCGAAGGAUUGCAACACCUGCCGAUGCUUGUCGGAUGGGAAAACAGCAAUUUGUUCGUCCAAAAUUUGUCCUAAGCCAGAUCUGCCAAUUUUUGCGGACAUUAUUCCCGUGAGUCAGAGAGGUGGCAAGCCGUGUCCAAAGGACCACAUGUAUAAAGUAGACUGUAAUUUCUGCUUCUGUCUAAGAAAUGGUAACGUUUUGUGUACAACUGUCAAGUGUGAUAAUAAAUAA